UUUCAGAAGUUCAAGAGUGUAUAUUCUAGGCCUGAUAGAGCUUAAGGGACCCCAAGGCACUUCUGGGUGCCACAACACCCUGUUUGAGAAUCACUGAUUCGGCACAUCAAGCAAAACAGGAACCUGUUGCAUCCUUUGUUUUGUAAAGGACUGGAAAAAUUCCAAGAAGAUGUCAGAAAGCCAUUCCCUGCUGACUACUCUUAAAAGAAGCUGGAUGACCUCUCCCAGCAACAAUAUCAAAUAUUCCUGUUUUAAAGACUCCUACUCCACUUCCAUCUUUCAAGACAGUGGAUACAAUGAAUCAUUAAAAGACCCUUGCUUAGAUCAUCCUGAUGCAGAACAUAAAGAAGCGUUUUCGUUGCUACAUGAAUGUUCUGAGUAUUCACACCCUAGUUUAGUGAUUCCUGUAUUGUCUUCCACUGAAAUUGAAAAGAACUCUACAUUCUUAUCAGAAAGAAGAAAAGCAAAUCUUAGUGUAGAUUUUUUUGAAACUCCUAAAGCAAGUAAAAAAGACCCAUCACUGCGCAGGAGACUGCUUCUGUCUAAAACUGCUUCAGAUAAUACUUUAGGGUGCUUUGAAAGACGAGCCAAUUCUUCAUGGAAUAGCAGGAAAAAAACUUUAUCUCAUAGUCUCUCUUUUGAAGAUGGGCUUGCAAAAAGUGUUUCAGAUUCUCCAAGAGAUAAAAAUUAUAAACCUCUAGCUACUAGCACCUUAAAAACUGAGGAGUCUAGCCCUAGUUGUCAAAAAUGGAGACUUGCUUUUUCACAGCAAAGGACUUCUACUGUAGAUGAUUCCAAAUGUAAAAACAGCUUGCUGCCAGAACCUGAAUGUCUAUCGCCAAUUCAAUGUAAUGCUUCUAAAGAGACUACUGUUGGAAAGACUCCUAAUGAAUUAAUUGAUAGUGCCCUCACAAGCAGUAGUAAUGAAAGUACUUCUAUGCAGUUGCUUAAAACACCUACUUGUAUGUUGUCUUGGGUAAAUGAGAAUAAAUUUUUGACCCCAGUCAGCAACCUCCUAGCCAAUUUUAAGCUUAAUUUAUCUGAUACACCUACUCCCCCUGUUAAAGUGGUAAGUGACCUGGACCUUUCAACACCUGAAGAUAGUGGGUACAAUUCACUUAGCUUGGAUAAAACGGAAGAUUCCUUGUCUCACCAAGAGGGAUCUUUCCAAGAACUCUUUCAAAAUCAUAAAGAAACUCCCAAAAUUCUUGAUAUUAACAGAAAGCUAAGAAAACUAGACCAAUUCAGAAGACUAUCCACCCUUCAGGAAAGGGGCUCACACUCUGAGACAGAGGAAGACAAUGAUAUCACUCUAAAUAAUUCAGAAUAUGAAUUAAAAAUAAGAGAAACUGUCAACAAAGAAAGUGGCUUGGUUUUUGAUGAAGAGAACAGUGGAAAUUUGUUUGUAAAACUUGGGGAUUUAUCAAGAACCCCAGCUUUACAAGUAGUCCAGGAAAUCUGCAUUCAAAGACAAAAGAGAAGUUCACAGCAAAAUGAAUGUUUGGAAAAUGCUUAUGGGGCUGAAAUGUCUGUAUUGGACUAUAUUCUUGCUGGACUUAUAGGCAAGAAAAUGGGCCUUGAAAAAUUAGAUAUUUUAACAGAAUUAAAAUACAGAGAUUUGAAGCAUGUUCUUGCAAUAGUUUUAGAGGCUUUGACUGUGGAAAACCUGUGCAGCAUUUGGAAAGUAAGCAAAAACUGGCGUGAAAUUGUUGUUCAAGAUAAAAAUGCAUAUCAGAGGAGAAAAUUGUACAUAAAACAACAGAAGGCAGAAGCUGGGGGAUGCCUCUUGAAUGUUGAAGAUGCUGCCACAAGAUUUAAUAUUCUAAGCAGAUCUGCUCUAAGACCUGUACAAGCUCAAGCCAAAACUGCUUUAUUUCAAACCCCACCUUGUUGCAUCGAGCCUGUGAUAGCUACAAGAUGCAGUUCUGUUUCAUCAUCAACUAGUAAACAGGAAGAAUAUUUUAAGGUUGCCAGAAGUCUUUUUACCGAUGAAGCUUUAAAACCCUGUCCAAGAUGUCAGCACCCUGCUAAAUAUCAGCCUUUAAAGAAACGGGGACUAUGUAGCCGAGAGACCUGUGCAUUUGACUUUUGUAUAGUAUGUUUAUGUGCCUUUCAUGGAUCAAAAGAAUGCUGUAAAACAUCUGCAAAGUGGCAAAAUAAAAAAGAUGCUCUGCCAGGAAGUGCCCAAAGCAAGAGAAAUUUAAAACGACUCUAAAUUUUCCUUUCCUCAUCAAUUCCUAAUCUUGUAUAUAUUUUUAUUAAUUGCACAUAGUUUGGAAGUAUUAUUCAAUGUCAUUUUGCCCAUUAAUCAAG
This is a messenger RNA of Alligator sinensis (Chinese alligator), 2313 nucleotides long. RefSeq names its product F-box protein 43 (gene FBXO43). Lineage: Eukaryota; Metazoa; Chordata; Crocodylia; Alligatoridae. The transcript is spliced from 6 exons. Gene Ontology annotation, biological process: negative regulation of meiotic nuclear division; regulation of mitotic nuclear division. The coding region runs from base 170 to 2215 and encodes 681 amino acids. The record is from RefSeq and is a predicted model, not a curated record. Gene Ontology annotation, cellular component: nucleus.